Messenger RNA from Ctenocephalides felis (cat flea), 2057 nucleotides. RefSeq names its product M-phase inducer phosphatase-like. Lineage: Eukaryota; Metazoa; Arthropoda; Insecta; Siphonaptera; Pulicidae. The coding region runs from base 144 to 1760 and encodes 538 amino acids. Gene Ontology annotation, cellular component: cytoplasm; nucleus. Gene Ontology annotation, molecular function: protein tyrosine phosphatase activity. Gene Ontology annotation, biological process: protein dephosphorylation; positive regulation of G2/M transition of mitotic cell cycle; G2/M transition of mitotic cell cycle. The transcript is spliced from 5 exons. The record is from RefSeq and is a predicted model, not a curated record.
UCAACUCACUUGUGUCUUGUGCUAUCAGUCGGGUUGGUUCGCCUAGUUUAUCGUUAAUUAUUAUGUGUGGUUUGUUAUAGAAAAAUUUAUUAGAGUGGUUUUAUGUGUGUUUGUGAAAAAUUUAAGUGAUUUUAUUUGCUAAAAUGAAUAUCUUUUGGGAUUCCAAUACCAGCAAAGAUGCUUGUGAAGUUUGUCAGUGUUCUAGGCUAAUAAAUAAUAGUUUCACACUCUCUUCUGGUGGUCGUAGUGAAACGCGGUUGUCUGAGAGCAGGAAUCACUCAUCACAAAGACGUUAUAAUAGCAAUCCAAUGGUUAUUGAUUAUGAUGGAUCCGGUUGCCUUUCUUCUGAUGACAAGGAAAAUUAUAUCGAAUCGGUUAAUGAUCUUUCCCUUUAUAGUGGUGGUAGUCCACAAAGCAGUCCUCUUCGACCUUGCCAGCUUAGUCCAUGUGUCCAAAAGCGUAGGGGAGAUUUGUCUAAUGCAAGGAAACGAAUUUUGCACAAGCCUUUGCGUCAGCCUUUUGAAGACCAUGAUCCAAAUUCAGCUGAUUCUGAUGCAGGAUACGGUGCUAGUUUCAGUGAACAAACGCACAAGAGUUUUCAAUUUGCUGCGCCUAGUACUGUUGUCCCAAGAAGACUCAUUGAACCGAGUCCUAAUAAAACACAGUCACCCACAUCAAAAUCUUCUUGUAGCCUGAAAAUUUUUCAUAGUUUGAGCUCAGGAAGUAUGGAAUCAAUGGAUGAUGGAUUCAUAGAGUUAUUUGACAUGGACAGUAUGGAUGAAAAUGCACAGUUACCAUGUGACUUAAACUUAUUGAUAUCUGGUGAUAUUAAAGCUGUCAAAACACCAGACAGAACAUUGAAACCUUCAUUUUGUCGUUCACUAAGCCUCAACACUGAAGUUUCAACACCAGAAUUAUUUUCUUCUAUGAAAUUGAGAUCUCCGAAUCCGACAACACCAACAUCCGAUGCUUCACGUUGUUUUAAAAGACCAGAACCUCCUUGUGACUUAUCAAGUCCCACCAUGUCCAAGAGAAGGAAAUCAACCAGCUUAGGAAAUAUAGAGGAAAGUCCAGAACCGCAAAAUAAGCAGAGAUUUUUACAAAGAUCUUUGUCAGAUCAUGAACAUAUCAUCAAACAAGCGCUAGCACGAUCAUCUGUGGAACCAGAUUUAAUUGGGGACUUUAGCAAACCAUUCUGUUUACCACUGAUGGAAGGGCGGCAUCAAGAUUUGAAAUCUAUUUCAACAGAUACUCUUGCUGCUCUGAUUCGUGGAGAAUUUAAGGAUACAGUGGCUUCAUAUAAAGUUAUUGACUGCCGUUAUCCUUAUGAAUUUGAUGGAGGCCAUAUUGCAGGAGCUAAAAAUCUAUAUACCAAAGAUCAAAUAGUUAAGGAGCUAGUAGAGACAAAAUCCGGUGCACCGAAAGUACAAUAUGAUGGGCCUAGCAGACAUAUUCUAGUGUUCCACUGUGAAUUCUCUUCUGAAAGAGGACCUAAAUUAUCACGAUUUUUAAGAAAUUUUGACCGUGAUAGCAAUCGUGAAGUUUACCCAGCUCUCCAUUAUCCAGAAAUCUAUCUUCUUCAUGGGGGGUAUAAAGAAUUUUUUGCAUCUUAUUCUGAUUUAUGUGAACCAAUAGCUUAUCGACCUAUGCUGGAUCCAGAAUUUGAUGCAGAUUUAAAAUUGUUCAGAGCUAAAUCUAAAAGUUGGAAUGGAGAUUCAAAGAAUCGGUUUACUAGAUCGAGAUCUCGUUUGAAUUUAUAGUAUUUAUGAAUUGUGAUUAUUACGACAGCAUAAUACUUAUAGGCCCAAGUACAAAAUCUUACGAUAUACAAUAACUUUUUAAUUUGUUAUAAGUAUUCAUGCUGCUGUAAAGGGACACAUGUCAAUAGAAUACCAGUGAUCCGAUCAAGUAAUUUGAUCUAUCAUUUUAUUGUGUGAUAUAUUUUUGUAUAAAGUAGUUUUUAAAGUUGACCAUGUCAAGUGCCAGUAUAGUGUUAUGAACAAUGUACCUGUUAGUUGUAAUGUCUAUCAUUCAUACAAAUCAUAAACAAACAUUUU